Bacillus rossius redtenbacheri is the source of this 5655-nucleotide messenger RNA. Its product is annotated as proteasome adapter and scaffold protein ECM29. Gene Ontology annotation, cellular component: nucleus; cytoplasm. The record is from RefSeq and is a predicted model, not a curated record. The transcript is spliced from 34 exons. Bases 24 to 5426 code for a protein of 1800 amino acids. Gene Ontology annotation, biological process: proteasome assembly. Lineage: Eukaryota; Metazoa; Arthropoda; Insecta; Phasmatodea; Bacillidae. Gene Ontology annotation, molecular function: molecular adaptor activity.
GUAAUCUUUGGGCCAAGUUAAACAUGGCGACUGACGAAUUGUCCCUGCUGGAGCGCGUGCUGUUCCGUGUCGGCUCAGCGGAGUCGGACGAGCAGCUGCAGAGUGCCGUGUCCAAGUUCCUGCCGCCCGUGCUGCUGAAGCUAUCGAGCCAGCAGGACGGCGUGCGCAAGAAGGUGAUGGAGCUGCUGAUACACAUCAACAAGCGCGUCAAGAGCCGGCCGCAGGUGCAGCUGCCUGUGGACGCCUUGCUGCUGCAGUACCAGGACCCGGCCGCCAGUUCCUUCGUCACUAAUUUCACGAUCAUCUACAUAAAGAUGGGGUUCCCGCGGCUACCAGUGACAAAACAGGCAGAGCUGGUGCCUUGCUUGCUGAAUGCUCUGGAGGGCAAGCCACAGUCGCACCAGGACAGCCUGCUGUUGCUGCUGAUGCCCGUGCUGGGCCAGGUGAGCGUACCGGUGGACGCGCGCCAGAGAGGCGCGCUGCUGGGCCUCAACGAGCGCCCGCACAUCGCGCGUCUCCUCUCCCAGUUCGUGCUGGACUUGCUGCUCCUGCCGUACGGGGCAAGCCCAAGAACGGAGCAGUCCCAGUCGCAGUCACACAUCCCAGCCGGUAUGAGCGAGACAAGCCUCCGCAGAGUGACUGCAGAGGGACCUCUCAGUGCCGAGCAGUUGGAGCAGACCAAGCUUGGGCUGGUGAAGUUCCUCUCCAGCGGCGUGUUGGCAGAGUCGGAGGUAUUGGUGCACCUGCUGGUCGCCGCCGCAGACACUCGCUUCAGUGUCGCCAAUGCCGCUGACAUGGAGCUCAAGAAGGUUGUCGGGGCACUGGACUGGAGCAGCCCCGCGCUGCUGGUGCCUCUCUACGAGCUGUACCUGGGCACCCCCGCCCUGGCCAAGUCUUCUCCCCCGGAGCAGCGCCGCCGCCCCGCCAGCACGCGCAUACGCCUCAAGCUGCUGCCGUUCCUGUCCCGCGCGCGCGGCCCGGCUCUGCUCUUCCCCUCCUGCAUUCAGGUAUUCUUUGAGUCGCUGUACGGCACAGAGUUCACCAACGCACGGCUGAAGUUGAUGGCUCUGCAGUUUGCGAUGGUGGUGAUCACGGGGGCGAGCUUGGCGCGGUUGGCGCAGGUGGCUGCCGUGUUCCUGUCCGGCCUGCUGAAGGUGAUAGCUCAAGAGGAGAGCAGUCUGAAGGCUCCGGCGUACGUCGCAGCGGGCAAGCUGGCACAACGAGUCCCAUCUCUCGUCAACAAGGACCUGCGCCUGCUGCAGACCUUCUUUGACGCCCUCUCCAAGGAGGACCAGGAGACGCGGCUGAGCGUGCGGGAGGCACUGCUCAGCAUGGUGCAGGCUUUCAGGGUGGGGGACGACACGGAAGCGCAGAGCCGCCAGGUGAUGAUGCAGGCACUGCUAGCUGGCCAGGUGGAAAGCAGCGAACCGUCCGCGCGCUUCCUCGCCGUUCGCUAUGCCGCCAGCGUGUUCCCUGCACGCCACGUGCCCUCGCGCUACCUGCUGCUGCUCGCCACGGGAGACAGCAAGGAAGAGGUGUCCAGGGAGGCACUGCGCGCGCUCUACGGGCCGGGCAAGGGACGUAAUGACCCGGAGCCAGGAGACGAGUUGGUGCUCCUGCCUCCCUUUCCAGAGGUGGCACACUACCUGGCGGAGCGUGCCAGGACGCGCCUGCAGAACCCUGCCACCUGCCACGUCGCUGGCAGCCACACCCUGCCCUUCCCCGUGCAGACGCACGUCGCCGUGCUGGAGUACGUACGGGUGUGCCUCUGGCGGGAUGCUGGUCUCCCUGCCCCGACCUCUGAGCACCCCUGCGCACACACCCCACGCUUGCGCACUCACCUGCUCGCCCUGUGCCAGGGAAAUGCUGAUGAGCUCGACGAGUACUUGUGGCUAGCCGAGCAGCUGCUGGGGGCAGGGCCCACCGCCGCUCCCGUCGCGGCACUGCUCGAGGCCAUAGGCUGCGUGCCCGAGCGCCUGGCUGCGCGCUUCUCCACACACCUCCCACUUCUCAAGGGCUUCUUCUCCUCGACAAAGGAGAGCAUCCGGCCGCUGUGCUCGUCGCUCUAUGGGAUCAUCGCUGCUCACGGUCUCGGCGAGAACGAGUUUGAAGAGAACAUCGGCAACUUGCUUCAAGAACUUAGUACUAAGAGCGUGGAAGUGCAGCACGGCUCCGUGCUGGCUGUGGCACACGCCCUCGAGAGGAAGCUGUGUGCGGCCCCGCUCGAUGACAAUGCCAGGCUGCCCGCCUCACCACUCUACGGCCAAUGUGUGCGCACUACACUGGCGCUGCUAGAGCACCAGAGCACGGCCCUGGUGGCAGCUGCUUGCACUGCGCUGCAGAUGCUGACGUGCCACGCUGCACUGCCUCUCCCCGACACGGAUGGUACGGACAACAAGCUGAGCAUCGUGCGCCGCCUGCAGGCCCUCGUGACCAGUGCCAAGCUCCCCACCAAGGCGCGCGAGCAGGCGGCACUAGCCCUCGGCUGCCUGUGCCUGGGCGAGCAGUUUCCUCACGCCCGCCUCAUCAUCGAGGGCUUCUUGGGCCUGGCCAGCGAGGUGCGCGACGUGGAGGUACACCUGACGGCUGGCGAAGCCCUAGUGGCGUGCGUGCAGGGAGGCUCAUCCCCACGCUGCCGUGAUGCGUGGCGUGUCACGGAGGAUGAUUGGGUGCCUGCACGGCCGCCUCUGGACAGCCUGGACAACGACCUCGACUGGCUGCUGGAGCGGAUUCUAGCACUCGUGCCAGAGCCUCGUCCGUCCUCGCGGCAAGCAGCGUGCGUGUGGCUGCUGGCCCUACUGCGCCACUGUGGCAGCCGUGCGCCCGUCACCGCUCACCUUGAUGCCCUGCAGCGUGCCUUCAUGGACUUGCUGGCCGACAGCAAUGAGCUGGUGCAGGACGCCGCCAGCAAGGGCCUGGCCCUGGUGUACGAGAGCAGCGGCGAGGACUCGCGGCAACGCCUCGUGGGCGAGCUGUUGGAGCAGCUGAGUGCCGGGCGACGCCAGGUGGCGCGUGUCUCCCACGACACCCGUCUCUUCGAGGAGGGCGCGCUGGGACAGUCUCCAUCCGGGGGCAGCCUGUCAACGUACAAGGAGCUGUGCUCGCUGGCCAGUGACCUCAACCAGCCAGAUCUUAUCUACAAGUUCAUGCACCUGGCUAACAACAACGCCAUCUGGAACUCUAAGAAGGGGGCUGCGUUUGGGUUCUCGUCGCUGGUGGCACAGUCUGGGGAGCAGCUGAGCGCACACCUACCGCGCAUUGUGCCGCGCCUCUACAGGUACCGCUUCGACCCAACUCCCAGCAUCCAGAACUCCAUGUCGAGCAUCUGGCAUGCUCUCGUCUCGGACACGCAGCACACGGUAGACAAGUACCACGCAGAGAUUCUGGCUGACCUGGUAGAGAACCUGACCUCGCCGCAGUGGCGGGUGCGCUACUCGUGCUGCGUGGCGGUGGCAGACUUCCUGCGCUGUGGCCCUAACCGCAGCCUGCACGACUCUCUGUCCUCGCUGCCUCGCCUCUGGGCGCAGUUGUUCCGUGUCAUGGACGACGUGCACCAGGGUGUGCGAACCGCCGCCACCGCCACCGCCAGCGACCUGGGGAAGCUGUGCCUACGCACCUGUGGCGUGGGAGCGAGUGCUGGCAAGGCAGGCAACGAGGUGGUGCGUGCCGUGCUCCCAGUGCUGCUCGACACGGGUAUCUGCAACUCCGUGCAGGAAGUUAGGACCCUCAGCCUGCAGCUGGUGUCGCAGCUGGUAGGCACGACCGGCAGCCUGCUGCAGCCUCACCUCGCGCAGCUUGUGCCGGCGCUGCUCGAGGCGGCUGGGGAGUUGGAACCACGUGCCUUCGGCUACCUCAGCGCGCAGCUCGGGGCCGAGCGCGAGGCUCAGGAGUCGCUGGACCAGGCUCGCGCGACCGCCGCAACCUCCCACCGCACCACGGACACCGUCGCCAAGUGCGUGCAGUACGUGGAUGCAAGCGUGCUGCCCCAGCUGAUGCCACGCGUGCUGGAACUGAUGAAGGGGUCGGUGGCCCUGGGCACACGUGUUGCCAGCGCGCACUUCGUCGUGCUGCUCACAUACCACCUGCGGCAGGAGCUGCAACCCUACGCAGGCAAGCUGUUGGCUGUGCUUACAUCAGGGCUGACGGACCGCAACGCCGCUGUCCGCAAACAUUUUGCCACAACCAUCGGCUACCUCGCGCCUAUUGCCAAGGACUCUAGCCUCGAGAAGCUCUUCUCAAAGCUGUGCACGUGGUAUUAUGAGAAGGAAGAUGAGGUGUUCCACUCAGCAUGUGCCUACACCUUCCAGUCAGUGCUGCAGCGCCACCCGGCCGUGCUGAAGGAUCACGCGGACAUCAUCUUCCCAUUAGUAUUCUUCGCCACGCACGCCGCCAAAACGCCAGAGGGCACGGGCAGCGCAGAGGUGUGGGAGGAGGUGUGGCAGGAUGCGGCACCCAGCCCGGAGCUCGCCCUGCGCACCAACCUGCCGUGUGUGCGCGACACGCUCAUCUCCGCCCUCCAGUCCUCCUCCUGGACCACCAAGGCUCAGGCAGCGCGUGCUGUGGGCACACUGGCGGGCAAGGUGGGCACGUUCCUGGCUGAGGAAGACGUGUCGAGGCUGGUGGGCACUCUCUUGGACGCGCUGGCUGGCCGCACCUGGAGCGGCAAGGACUGCCUUCUGCAUGCACUCGAGUCCUUCGCGACCGGCUGCAGGGUGGUGCUGAGGCAGGAGAGCUGCGCGGGUCUGGUGGCGAGCAUGCUGGAUGCGCUGCUGAGGGAGUGUCGCAAGCAGGACCCGGCUUACAAGCGAUCCGCUCUUCGCGCCUUGGGGAGCGUGUUGUCAGCUCUGGAAGUUGACCGCUUCGAUCAGGUGUACACGCUUGUGCAGGACACACUUUCCCAGGACGAAGGCGCCCGGAGCCAACGGGAAGACGAGCAGGACCUGGAGGAUGCGGUGGCGGCGCGGGACAACCGCAUCCUGCUGACAGAGGCGGCCUACGAGGCUCUGGGCAAGGCCUGGCCCAGCAGCGCCGACACCCAGGCGCGACACAGGGAGCGGCUGCUGCAGCAGUGCUGCGCGCAGCUGGAGGGCAGCUCGCGCCCCGUGCAGGUGGCAGUGGUAGCGGCCCUGCACUGCUUCGUGUCGCGCCUGGUGCUGCCGGAGGACCACACAGCGCUGCACGGCACACUGGACCAGCUUGCACAGGCCCUGCGCUAUGCCCUCGGCGUGGGGCGGCACACCCGCCUGAGGAAGGAGGCGCUGAAUGUGCUGUUCCUAUUGGCCAAGAAGCUGACAGAUGCAGGCCGGAUGGCGGAGCUGCAUGCGCUGGCAGAUACCUUGCAACAAGUCCUUGAUGAGGUGGGCAAGGACCCCAGCCCCGAGGUGAAGACGCGCCUGUUCGACAUCCGCCCACUCCUGCGGCGUUAGUCCUGCCAACCUGCUCGACACAACUUCACAGACUGAACCACAUCAGGAGUUACAGUUGCAGCCAACUGUAGCCACCCAUUUCCUGAGAACUGUGCUGUGCACUUUUGGGACCACCAUAUCAAUUGGUGGUCACCAACAUUUAUUUAUAUAUUACAUUAACAAUUUAAUGUACUGUAUUUGCGAAUAUUUUAGUUUAUUAAUAAAUGUAUCUUCUUUAUUUAAAAUAAAA